This is a messenger RNA of Xyrichtys novacula (pearly razorfish), 11670 nucleotides long. Lineage: Eukaryota; Metazoa; Chordata; Actinopteri; Labriformes; Labridae. The record is from the annotation of a GenBank genome assembly.
CUGCGGAGCUGAACGACCCGGAAGUUGAAGCCUUGGCAGAAUCUCGCGAUAUUCUUUUGUUUUCAUUGAUUCCAAACAUGGCGUCUGAAGGAGAGGCGGGCAGUGCGGCUACGACUGAACCUGAGCCCGGAGAGGGGUUUGUCUCCUUUUUACUCAACGUUUGUUAUGGUUAUAAAUUUCACGGACCUAUUUGUCAUCUUUGGGGAUGAAACAGAGUAAAAAUAAACUCUUAUUCUGCUGUAAAAGUGUUCAGUUAGCAUGUGGCUAAUUAGCGAGAGCGCUCCAUAGGCAGAGACUGAAACACAGACGCUGCUUUCUGCACAUAAAUCUGUUUAUCCUGCACAGAAAUAAGGAUUAAAAGGCGGAUAAGACCUUUAGUGUGGGCGUAACAUGGUAAAAAUUCAGCAUGUAUCAACAUACAUUGAUUAGACACCUGAUAACGAGCUAAUUUAUUAUGAAAAUGAAUAUUUACUGUACAGAGAAUCGUUAAUAAAAGGCUAAUCACUACCGCUGUCUUUGUUUUUAGGUCGAUAUCUGAGUUAUACCUGACAAAACAGACAGUAUGAGUUAUAACAGAUUAUCUGUGAGAAUUUUAGAUGUUCUUUCCCGUUCUUUUAAGUAAAUUUAACAACCUAACCAUCCUUUUGUAGCUGUCUAAUAAUAAUAAUGAUAAUGAAAAUAAAAAUCUUGUAUCUGCUCUCAGAGAUGCUGCAUUCAGGGAACUUCCCACCAGCAUGGACACAGAGUCAUCAAACGGCAAAGAGGGGAUGGUAAUUCCAUCAAACAUGAUAUUGACCACCGGGUGUUGAAGUGUUUAUGAUACAUGCUGUUAAAUUAAAAUGUAUGCGCUGUUUUAACUUCUUUAUUUUCCCUGACAGGAGACGGUGGGUGAAGGGUCUGAAGCUGCCGACGCUCUGACUGGAUCUGGAGACGAGGAGACGGGGAGGCAGCUGGGGGAGGUGGAGCUGCAGUGUGCUCUCUGUAUGAAGUGGUUCACUGCGGACACUUUUGGCAUCGACACUGCGUACGUUUUAAUCAGCUGUUUGACAGCCAGUGAAACAUCAGGAGUUGAAAGGAUAUUCCAUCGUAAAAUUAAGUUAGGAUUAAGCACACCUUAACACCGAGUUAGACUACCCCUUAAGAAGUAAGUGUUGCUGACCACUUGCUUCUCUAGUUAUACCAACUUAAGUAAUGACCGCAGGAUAGCAAUACAGAGAGCCACGCGCUCAACCAAAACACCACUCUAUAGCCACAAAUAAUGCUCAGAACAGCACCUAACUUCAUCAACAAGACAUACAGGGUCCCAGCCAUAGAACUAGCCACCAAACAUCCUUUGAACUUUGCCUAAUUUCUUUAGCAAAGAGACUAAACACAACUCACUUACUCUCUUCCAGCAGCUACUCCUCACUGAGCAUUUUCUCUGUCUAAAAGAGGUCAAGUAGACGUCUAAAUGUAGCCGAGACGACUGGUCUAAAAUCAGGCUACCAUAAGUCUAAAAAUGAAAGUUUUUUAGACGUCUAAAUUUAGACCCAAUUUUCAACAAGCCGGCUAACAGAGCUGUAUCUAUACUACACUGUAUUUUGCUCAACGGUUAUCAUAAAUAUUCUUGGAGAUCAGUUAUGCAACUCACAGUUGCUUUUUGAAAUAAAUAGUUAUUGAAUAAUGGGUUAAAGUGCAAUGUCUAAAUUCGGUCUAAAAAUAUGCAGAAUCUAGACGUUUGAAAUUAGGUCUUAAAAAAAGAAAAAUUAGACAUCUAAUAGCCGUCUAUUGCUCAGUGGGUUGUUUGUAGUGAGACUUCGGGCCAGUCCAUUACAGACUACAGUUGGGUGACGCAGCUCAAGGAAGAACAUUUAUGAUCAUGAUGGACUGGCCUGAGGUCUCUGUACAAACAAGCAGCUGCUAGAAGAGAGUAGGUGAGUUGUGUUUAGUCUCUUUGCUGAAGAAAUUAGUCAAAGUUAAAAAGAUGUUUGGUGGCUAGUACUCGGUGUUACGGUUUGACCCUGACUUAAUUUUACGCAGGAAUAUCCCUUUAAUGCAGCUGCACAUUACUGAUAUUUACUCUUCUCAUCUUCUGCAGGACCUGUCUUCCCUUCAUGACUAAUUAUGUGUUUCACUGCAACGUGUGCCAUCACAGUGGCAACACGUACUUCCUCAGGAAACAAGCGAGUAGGUGUCACAUGUCCCAACGCAGCAGAGUGUGUUUUUUUGGCUUAUUUCACAUGAAUGCACGGUCACUGCUUUCUCCCCUCACCACCAGUAUCCUUCUUUUUUUUUCUUCUAGACCUGAAGGAGAUGUGUCUCACAGCCUUAGCAAACCUGACGUGGCGCUCCAGAACACAAGAUGAGCACCCAAAAACGAUGUUCUCCAAAGACAAGGUGAACGUUAGUUAUAAGCUGAUUAUUUCGGUGUAUUUAGACCCGAGACUCUGAAAUAAUCAGCAUAAAUUUAUGAUGUUUAUAUGAGCAGUUUACACCACCAACUAAGGCAAGAUUCCUAGAUAGAGCUUCAAAGAAUUGGACUGAAUAGAUCAGAGAUUCAUUCUUCAUCACCUGCAUAAAAAACAGACAGGACUCUGGGGUGGGAAUCGCUGCAAGGGCUCAAAAUCUAUCUGGAAGAAACCAGAUAGAAACAUGAUAGAAACACGGGAGACCCGAGCCAGUUUAAAGGUAUAUUCCGGUGUAAAAUUAAUUUAGGGUCAAACACACCGUAACACCAAGUUAGACACCCCCUUCAGAGAUGAAUGCUGCCGACCGCUUGCUUCACUAGUUAUACCAACUUUAGAAAUGACCGCAGGAUAGCAAUACAGAGAGCCACGCGCUCAACCAAAACACCACUCUAUAGCCAUAAAUAAUGCUUAGAACAGCACCUAACUUCAUCAACAGUACAUACAGGGUCCCAGACACUAGGACUGGGCGAUAUAUGGUGAUAAAAAUAUAUAUUAAUAUAUUUUUAAAUGAGAUAUGGAAUUGGACCAUAUUGCAUGUAUCUAUAUACAGAUAUCAGAUGCUGUUGUUGACAGGCUGGAUCCCACACAAAAUCUUAAACCCAUUUCAACCGGGACAGCAUGUACGCAUUUCAACCUUCCAAGCCAGGAGCGUGGCUGCACAUUUCUACUUGGAAAGCUGGGUGCAUGUAGGUAUUUCAACCCUUCAAGCAGGGAGAAGCGUGGUGCCACUGAUUAUUUCUACUCUUCAAGCCGGGAGCGCGAAUACAUCAUUUUGUAACAUUCUGUAAUUUUUUAAUCAUUUCUGGAGUCGUGGCAAAUCAAAUCAUCAUACCCGUCUGCCUCUGAUAGGUUAAUUAAGAUUAAUAAAGGAUUGAUCAGUUGACCAGAUUGAUGCUCUGAUCUUGCUACGUGCUUUGUGGGGAAAGUAAACAAUGACGGAGGCAGAGAGCUGCUUCGGAGGAGAACAAUCCAGCACGGUGAACAACCUCUUCAUGUUGUUGUUUGUAGCGAGACCUCAGGCCAGUCCAUACAGCGGGGUGACGCAGCUCAAGGAAGAACAUUUAUGAUCAUUUCUUUAUCAUUUCCUUGAAGCAAUAAUCGUCACAUUAAUCAUUUUGCUCUGCAGACGUGGUAGUUAUUCUGCCUUAGCGUCUCAGUCUGACUGCAUUUCCAUGAAGAAAUGAUGUUUGGGAAGAUGUUUGGUUUCUAGUUCUACUGCUGGGACCCUAUAUGUACUGUUGAUGAAGUUAGGUGCUGCUCUAAGCAUUAUUUGUGGCUAUAGAGUGGCGUUUUGGAUGAGCGCGUGGCUCUCUGUAUUGCUAUCCUGCGGUCGUUACGAAAGUAGGUGUAACUAGAGAAACAAGCGGUCGGCAACAUUCAUCUCUGGAGGGGGUGUCUAACUCGGUGUUACGGUAUGUUUGACCCUAAAUUAAUUUUACGCCGGAGUAUCCCUUUGAGGUGGUCUGAGGGUAUAAGGAGGACUAUCCUGUGGUCUGAAAAACUGAAAUUUGACUUAAUUUGGGAAAUCGUAGACUCUGCAGCCUCAAACGUUUCUCUUUGUCUUCCUCAGAUUUUAAAAUGUAUAGCAGUGCGGGUGUUAAUUAACUUCCUCUGAUGAAUUUGUGAACAUUCACUUCUAUCUGCUUUCUUUUCUCUCUGCAGGAUAUCAUACCGUUCAUCGAUAAGUACUGGGAGUGCAUGACGACUCGGCAGAGACCGGGGAAGCUCACCUGGCCCAACAACAUCGUUAAGACGAUGGUAAGUGAAGACACUUUGAUACCCAGACCGUUUAGAAGAUGCUGCUUUGAAUUCAGAGAGGGGAGAAGUGUUGAGACCAACCCUUUAUGAAAAUCUGCCAGUUAACAAAUUUGUCAGAUGAAUGCAGUAAAGUUAAAAUGACAUUAUACACUAAAAAGACAUAAAACUGCUUUCGUUUAUUGUCAAGGCUGUUUAACAAUCCUGUUGUUUCCGAUCCAGAGCAAAGAGCGAGAUGUUUUCUUGGUGAAGGAGCACCCUGAUCCUGGCAGCAAAGAUCCAGAGGAGGAGUACCCCAAAUUUGGCCUCUUAGACCAGGUACUGUUCACCCUCCAGCUAAUGCACUUGUUAAAAGAAAAAGAAAGAAAGGUUUCAAGCUGCAGAGAGAGAAGAAGACAAAGUAUUUCUUCUUUCUAAAGUUUGAUUUUUGUAUCUGUUACUGGUAUGCAGGAUCUGGGAAAUAUCGGACCUUCCUACGACACUCAGAAACAGACCACAGCGGCUCCCACUGCUGGAGGGCUGAACGGUACGGAUCCAAAACACUGAAAACACAACCUAAAACACAUGACAUGAUAAUCUGUUUCAACAAAUUCCAAGUGGAGGGUAGCAAACUUCCUAAAAGUAAAAGCAGGUGUGUGUUAAAUGUGAUGACAGUGGUCAUUUUGUGCGUUGUGUUCCAGGUGGAUCUUCUUUCUCAGGUGAAUAUUUGGUAUUUUGGCAUUUGCAGCCGAUCACUUUUGUGUUUGUGUCUUGUAACCCUCCGGAUCGAAGUUAGCCCACAAAUCAAACCUCAAAUUUAAAAAAUGAAGCGAUUACGAUCAUGUGGGCAACUUCAUCCUUCCUGUCUGCUCUCUGUAUCUGUUUGGUGCUCGCCUCUCCCAGAAAGCUUCUCCCCUUUUCGAUCAGUGAACGUCUCCUCCUUGUCUCUGCUGCUUGCUGCUGAUGGGCUUUAAGAUCCUGAAAACUCCCCCCUGUCUGAAAUGACUCCCUGUCCUGCAAAACAAAACACAGAAAAGUUUAAAAGAGCAGGUUGAGAAUUGUGUUUAAAAUCAUAAACAGAUUACCGUGACUGUUUAAGGAGGUGACAUAAAAUCAGGGUUUCUUUGGAGUGAUUCCUGUGUGAAUAGUCUGAUGAAGAAAGAGCCGUCUUUUUCCUCAAAGACAGAACGAUUCAGAUCACAUCUGCUGUAUGAGGCUGAUAGUGUUAAAAAAAAAAUGCCAUGCAACUAAUUCCUGCCUUGUUUUGUUCCUGCUGUGUCCCUGUGCACACCAAAUGCUUAAUAACCAAACCUGCUUCCACUGUGUGUGCAAGUCUGUGUGUGUCUGAGCUCAGGAUUGUUGGUUCAGAGAAACUAUGAAAAGGUGAAUAUUUAAGUUCAUUUGAAGUCUCCAGUGGCGUGACUGAGGUUUUAAUCCAGCAGUGACACAAACAAGAGUGUCGACUGUGUCCGUUCAUCAAUUAAUCAAUCAAACUUGAUUUAUAAAGCAGUUUUCCUACAGGAAUGUGACUCAAAGUGCUUUACAGUCAAGUUAAAAACAAAAACAAACAAACAAAAAAAAGAUAUCCCAGAUGCCGCCUCACCCCCCCCACCCCCAUCCCCCACCUACACACACACACACAUUAAGAGAAUGGGCAUGAGGCUGAGUGCAGAUGAACCAGUUGAGAAGGCGCCAUCAGAGGAGCCGUCAGCACCAGGAGCAGAGAGCCGCCCGCAGCCACAGGACACCGACACGGGGCCAGUGGAGGGAUGUGUCAGAUACCAACCUCCACCAGGAACCCUGUGGCCGGCCCCUGCAACCACAAGCGACCACUGCUCCCGGUGCCGAGGGCUCCCUCGGAGGAAACACUGGGGGUCCUAAAAAUUACAAAAAGAUAAAAACAAGUAAAAUCUAAAAAAUGAAUAAAACACAGACCUAAAAUAAACCUAGGCUAACUAGAAUAAAUGAAGAUAAAACAAAUAAAUAUCAAUUAAAAGCUAAAAAGGUGGGUCUUGAGCCUGCUCUUAACUGCCUGUCCGUCUGUGUGCAAUUGUUCGUGUUUAAUGUCUGAGAAUAAAAUCCGUUGUUUUUCUGAAGGUGCUCUGGCCCCUGGACCAGGAAAAGGAAGAGGGGCCAAACGUAAACAGCAGCAGCAGCAGGAGGGCACCGCAGCCGGAGCCACUAAGAGAACCAGGAGGUCUGAAACAAUUACAUUUCCAGGAGGCAUUUCAAAAUAAAAGCCUGAUCUGAUACAACACUGCGCUUUUAUUCUGAAACUGUCUUAUAUACUUAUGUGAAGUUUCUGUUGGGUAUAGACAGGUUUCUGUGCAACGUCAUCGCAGGUAUGCGCACGCAGCCUUGGGGCAGAAAGCGGGACAUUUCUUAUUUGUUUACUAGCGGAGUCAAAGAAAAUGACAAGGAGCUGUUGUGCUGUAAACUGCACGAAUCGGCAAAACAAACAAUCAGCAAACAUUACGACCCUGCUCCUGAUAUUAGAAACAUCUAAAACAACAUCACAACCCAUGUAAAUUGAGUGAAAUUCAUGGAUAUUUUAGCAAGUGUUUUUUUGAUUUUGAUGCAAUGAAAGACAAAGCGAUAUUUCAAUGAAAUGACAUUUUAUUGCAAUUGUGUCAGGGAGAACCUGCAGACAAUACAGCAUCUUUAGUGAUAUCAGUUCACUUUGAAGCAGUCUUUUGCCCAGUGGUUGUCCACGCACCUAGUAUUGUUUGUACACUAGAAACCCAUCUAGGUAGAAGAAAGUCCUGCAGCUGUUUUUUAAGGUUCUCAGCCUCUUCUCAGAAGUUUUGUGCCUUAAAGACUGCAGAAGAUAGUUUCAGCUCUGACGCCUCGAACUUUCAUUUUUGUUGUUGUUGACUGUUUUUUAGGUGGAUACUUUGUUCUUUUGUUGAAUCAAGAGUCUGAAUUCAGAAUUCCUCAGGCUGCACAGAUAACACCGCCUCUCUGAAGACCACCCUCUCCUCUUUUUUCUCCCCUCCCCUCCUCGCAGUGACCCCCUGUUCUCGGCUCAGCGCCUCCCUCCUCAUGGUUACCCUCUGGAGCACCCCUUUAACAAAGACGGGUACCGGUACAUCCUGGCAGAACCAGACCCUCACGCUCCAGAUCCCGAGAAGCUGGAGCUGGACUGCUGGGCAGGGAAACCCAUCCCAGGGGAUCUGUACAGAGCCUGUCUGUACGAGAGGGUGCUGCUGGCCCUGCAUGAUAGAGGUACUCAGAGUAAGAGUCUAGGGGCCUCAUUUAUCAACCGUGCGUACGCACAGAUGUAUGCGAAAUUAGUGCGUACGAACAUUCCCACCCCAAGUCUGGAAUUUAUCAACCUGUACUUAUUCUUAGGAACAUGUGUAAAUUUAAGCACAACUCUGGCCAUGCUUACACACAAACCCUAGUGGUAGAACAGUGAAACUACAACUAGAACCCAUUAAAGGAGUCAUAGCAAUCAGCAAUCUCAAACUUCACACAUGUUCUCUGUUCCCUCUGUACAAAAUUUAUCAGUUAGUUUUUGAUCAGACAUUUUGAAUGAUUGGCGUGACAAGCUAUAAAAAUCAGCUGUGACAGGACAACCUUAGAAGAAAGGUCCUUACACACCAGGGCUGACGCGAAUAUAGAAUGUGAAAUUAGGAAAUAUUCAGAGGCAAAUUUUGACGCGCCUGACUAUACACAUCAAGCCUGAUGCGAUUUUGAGUCUUUCAUGGAGGAAAAAGAAACAUCCCGGGGAAGACUUUUCCUAGGGAAAGUCCCGCCCUCUUUGCCUCUGAUUGCCUAGAAAAGCUGGAAACGUCAUCACACGCUCAAGCCAAAUGGUCAGCACUUCUGUCAUGAUAGCAUGUACUGAGUCAGGGCCAGGACCAGAUAAGCACAUGAAACUAUGCUAACAACCGUUAGCAUACGUUAGCACAGAUGAAAGUUAAAACAAAGACGUUUAGCAAACUGUUAAAGCACACAAACUAUCGUCAUAUGAGAAAUCUGACGCUAUGACUCUCCACAAGUUGUCCUUCAGGUCCUUAUCUUUGUAAUGUUUGUGUCUUUUAUCAAAAAGCACUCUGUUCUCCGACACAUAAAACAAUCAGCCUGUCAGCCAUGUGAAAGUAUGUGAAACUUCAGAAAAAUCGAAUGUGAUCCGAAAAAAUAAAUGCCGCAAUAACGCAGGACGGGAAAACGUCGCUGAUGUGAACGCUUGUAUUGACAGCAUACGGGUUCAAAAAAAAAUUAUUGAUGUCCAAAAUAAUUGCACAACAAAAAUGCUCCCAGUGUGAAAGAACCUGAAGUCUUACAAGUACAAAUACAAGUAUCAUGGAUUAUUUUGCGCUAUAGGAGGACUUUGAGAACUGUCUCCUCCUCAGGGAGCCCGUUUUCAAAGAGCGCGCUGAUCUGUUCAGUGAGAACACAGAGUGGAUUCUCAGCAGGUACUGCUUCCCCAAAAACAUUUGAAUGGAUUUAUGAUCCGUGAUUUACAACCCAUGUUGGAGCGAGAGACAAAACGCACCAAAGCCAUCCCAGUGACCAUCCAGCUCCUGUCCUCCCUAACUGGAACAUCUCAGCGUGAGAUUGGAGACAUAAACAACAUUUUACAGCCAAAGCUAAGCAGAAUCAUGCCGGCAGAGUUUGGUGCAAUAAUUUCUCCUGACUCAAUUUACAUCCAGUUCCCAAACACACAUCAGCAACAAGCCGGAAUAAAACUCAUGACACAAUAAAUUCAUGACAUUGCCAGAUUCUCUAACAUAAUUGGAGUCAUAGAUUUCACCACAUCGUAAUAAAAGCAUCUUUACAUGAUAAAUUCAGUUUUGUCAACAGGAAAAGAUUUUAAUCAACCAUCUGCAAAAUCCAUUCACUUAUUUUAAAGGGAUUGUUAAUAAAAAAUAUGGUCAAUUGGGGGCGUUUCUGAAUGAAAAUGACCCUAACCAUGCACGAGCAUGGUAAUAAAGAACAGGUGGGAUUUAUCAUCACUGAUUUCUUACUGGUGUUCGUACGACCAGUGUCUGCAUGUUUGAGAAAUACAGAUUUUUUUGUACUUGCGCCCAUUCUAAAUUUCACUCCUACGCCAGAAUUAAGAACCUUUUCUAAGCACGGUUGAUGAAUGAGGACCCUGGAGAAGGUUUUAAUGUCAGGGUUAAAAAAGACCUCAGACUGAUGUUUGUGUUUCAGCGCCUCAGCUGAAGAUCUCUGACGACCGUCUGACUGUGACCGGAGAGAAAGGUUACUCCAUGGUGCGAGCAUCUCAUGGGGUGAGGAAAGGUUCCUGGUACUUUGAGGUCUCUGUUGACGACAUGCCCCCAGACACAGCAGCUAGACUGGGCUGGUCUCAGCCGCUCGGUCAGUGUUUCAACCUUCUCUGACUUCUGUCCCUAAAGUAUAAAGUACGUUUAAUUCAGUUGUUCAUUCUUGAGAUGUUCAUAUUUCCAGGAAACCUUCAGGCUCCACUGGGUUAUGACAAGUUCAGCUACUCGUGGCGCAGUAAGAAAGGAACCCGCUUCCACCAGUCAAUAGGGAAACAUUACUCCUCAGGUUACGGUCAGGGAGACACGCUGGGCUUUUUCAUCGAGCUGCCUGACACCACAGAGACCGCCAAGGCUCUGCCCGACACGUACAAAGACAAGGUAACACCUGAGACCCAGCGUGGACUGAUCAUGUGACCUCAUUCUGACGUCUUUAACCUGUUUUCUUUUCUCUCCAGGCGCUCAUUAAGUUCAAGAGCUACCUGUACUUUGAGGAAAAGGAUUACGUGGACAAGGCGGAGAAAAGCCUGAAAGCCAUGUCGCCCAGCAGGGUGAGAGAGUCGCUCUUAAACCCCAACAGGACUUCCUGUUUUCAGCUUUUAGAUAUUAAAAUGAAGAAGUUAACGUGUCAGGUCAUUUGGAGAAAUAAGAGGUGAAAUAAACAGAUUUAUUUUCUUUCAGAUGAUCUUCUAUAAAAAUGGAGUGAGUCAGGGCAUGGCCUUUGAAAACCUGUUUGAGGGUCUUUACUUUCCCGCCAUCUCGCUCUAUAAGAGCUGCACGGUCAGUACGCAGAGACUUUCGCUUUAUUUAUUUAAUUUCCUUCUUCUGUUUUUGUUCUGUCUGUCUAUCCGUCUUUUUAUUGUAUAUUUAUCUGUUGUCAAUUUCACCCUCUCACUGUGGAUUUUGAAUGCCUCUCUCUUCUUUCUUUUUCUUCUUUCCUUUCUAUCUUUUAGUUAUUUUUUAUUGUUUUUUUUCUUUUUCAUUUAAUCAUCUGCCCUUUCCUCUUUUUUCUUCGUUCUUCAAUUUAUGUUAUAUUUAUAUAUAUUUUUUAAAAAUGUGUCUCCUUUCCAACAUUUUUUUGUCCAUAUUUUGUCUUUUUUUAUCAUCCUUUCUCUCUCUUUUUUCCUAACUCCUUUGUCUUUUUACAUUUUCUGUCAUCUUUCUUUUCUUCCAAAUUUCCUCUUUUACACUUAUUCCCCAUUUUCAGAUUUCAUAGUUUUCCCUUUUUUUGCUGUCUUUGUUUCCUUCUCCUUUAAAAUUUUUUGCAGUACUUUUUUGUUCACUCUUCCUCUUUUUUUACUUCUCUCCUGAUUUCUAUUUUCUGUUUGGUUUUUCUCUUUGUUCUUUCUUUCCAUCUUUUGCCCUUUUUUUUAAAUCUGUUUUUUUUCCUCUUUUUCUCCCGUCAGGUGUCGGUGAAUUUUGGGCCUCAUUUUAAAUAUCCUCCUAAAGAGCUGAAGUACCAGCCGGUGAGAAAAUAAGACUCUUUACAGCUCCUUUUAACUUCCAUCGACCUUUUCCUUUUUUGUUUAUGUUUCUAUUUGUUUUUCUCUCCUCUCAGAUGAGCGACAUGGGUUGGGGGGCCGUGAUUGAGCACACACUGGCAGACAUGUUGUACCACGUGGAGACGGACGUGGACGGUCGCCGCAGUCCUCCAUGGGAAGGAUAAAGAUCUUUGUGAAGUCCUGAUCCAUCUUUAUCCCAGUUUAAGUAAAAGCACCGAACACGUCAGUCGACUUUAGAGCAAACAGACUGUGCCUGAAUGAAAGUCCUGCAGUAUCUGAUCCAUGAGGAGCAGAAUCUGAGAAAACCCGGGUCUCUUUUCCAGAUCUGAGGGACUGAUUGGUACUUCAAAUUUAGGAGCUGCUUCAGAACAUGGACCGCAGUUCAGCUGCUGUUUUAAGACUGAAUGAAUCUUCUGGAGCAGCUUCUAACUUUCUCCACCGUCACAGUCUUUCAGAUCCUUAAAGUCCCGCAUUCAAACCACGAGUUUAAAGCUCGUCUUAUUCGGCGCUCGUUGACUCACAUUCCUCUGAAAAUCUUCUGGUUUGGUGCUCGGGUCAAAGAUGUGAAUAUUUAGAGAAAUCACUGACGUUCUGCAGCGAACUCGGUUGUCUCUUCAACAUUUCCUCUCAGUCCUCGAUCCUGACAUCUUCAGUUUGUUCAUUUUCCUUAUUUUAUUUGUUUUACUUUGUGUGUCGGUUAUUUACUGUUUUAUACUCUUGCUAAAAUAAAAAAUAAAAAUGCUCCACGAACAAAGC